Candoia aspera is the source of this 3093-nucleotide messenger RNA. RefSeq names its product SLAIN motif family member 2 (gene SLAIN2). The coding region runs from base 239 to 2083 and encodes 614 amino acids. Lineage: Eukaryota; Metazoa; Chordata; Lepidosauria; Squamata; Candoiidae. The transcript has 9 exons. Gene Ontology annotation, cellular component: microtubule plus-end. Gene Ontology annotation, biological process: microtubule nucleation; cytoplasmic microtubule organization; positive regulation of microtubule polymerization. The record is from RefSeq and is a predicted model, not a curated record.
UCCCUGGGGACAGCCAGGCCCGCGGCCGGAUCUACGUGUCGGUUCCCUCCGCCGCGCGGGGCCGCAGCUGAGGCGGGACCGGCGCCGGCAACCGACAAGGCGGAGGCGGGAGCGGCGAGGCUGCGCUUCCCCGCCCGGCCGUGUAGGGGGGGCCCGUCUGUCUCGGGAAGCGGGCGGCCUCGGCCUGAGGGAGCGGGAGACACCGCCUGACAGAGGGCCGGCGGCGGCGGCGGGGGCCAUGGAGGACAUCAACUCCAACGUGAACGCCGACGCCGAAGUGCGGAAGCUGCAGGAGCUGGUGAAGAAGCUGGAGAAGCAGAACGAGCAGCUCCGCAUCCGCAGCGCAGCCGGGGCGCCCGGCGGCAGCCCCAAGCGGCUCCUCAGCGGCGGAGGCGGCUCGGGCGCUGGCACGCCGCCGCUGCUCCUCACGCCGCCCGCCGCCGCUGCCGCCCAGCUCUCCCCGUCCUCCUCGCCGUCGCUCCUGGGGUUGGAGACCCGCGGCCUCAGCCCCAAGGCCGGGCCGUUGCGGCCUCCCCAGGGCGACGAGCGGGGCGCGGAGGCGGCUGGCGAGAAGAGCGGCCUGCUGGACGAGGUGGAGCCGCUGAGGCCCGACGAGCUGGACCGGCUGGCUGGCUGCGAAGAGGACGAGACGGGCUGGUUGUAUACAUCACCAAAGAAGAAAGUGACUCCAGUGCAAAAAUCAAUGAGUCCACUGGUUUGGUGCAGGCAAAUCCUGGAUUAUCCAACUCCAGACAUUGAAUGUGCUAAAAAGUCAUUGAUCCAUAGGCUUGAACAGACCAUGUCAGCUCUCAAGAGACACAGCCUAUAUAGUAACCCAUUCAGUGCUGUCAAUUACACAAACUCCUGUAGCCCCAGUGCUGGCAGUCCCUACAGCACUAGCUUCAAUUCUUCCCCUACACCAGUGAAGGCUCCUUUAGUGAAACAGCUUGUAUAUCCUAGCAACUCAGGUCAUUUCAAAAGUUCAGAUCGAAAUCCUCCACUAAGCCCACAGUCCUCUAUAGACAGUGAAUUAAGUGCUUCAGAAAUGGAUGAAGACUCAAUUGGAUCUAAUUAUAAACUAAACGACUUAACUGAUGUGCAAAUUUUAGCUCGAAUGCAGGAGGAAAGUCUUCGGCAAGAAUAUGCAGCAACUGCUUCGCGGCGUAGCUCUGGUUCUUCAUGUAGUUCUAUGCGGCGUGGAACUUUUAGUGACCAGGAACUUGAUGCCCAGAGCUUAGAAGAUGAAGAAGACAGCUGCCAUCAUGCAGUGCACCCGGCUAUGAAUAGGUUCUCUCCAUCACCACGCAAUUCACCACGGCCUUCACCAAAACAGUCCCCAAGGAAUUCUCCUAGAUCUCGAUCCCCUGCUAGAGGAAUAGAGUACAGCAGAGUAUCACCUCAGCCCAUGAUUAGCCGCUUGCAGCAACCUCGCCUUUCACUUCAAGGACAUCCCCCUGAUUUACAGACCGCCACUGUAAAAAAUGAAGAAAAACUAAGGCGUAGUCUUCCAAACCUGUCCAGGACAUCUAACAUCCAUGUUGAGUCUGUGAAAAACAGUAGAAGUGACUCAAACUUUCAAGUGCCAAAUGGAGGAAUACCUCGUAUUCAACCUCAGUCCUCAGCCACUCUGCAAAAGCAGAAAAAUUUGCACCGUGUUGCCUUCAAAACCAAACAACUACUUCAUACUCCAGCUGCCAAAGGAGUUCCGUCGCCCAGUAAAUUCCGGUCUCCAGCAGCACCAUCACCUCUGGCUCUGAGACAGCCAGUAAAAGCAUUUAAUACCCAUGGACCUAGCUCUGUUCCAGAAGCCGCACAGCUCCCGCACAGCAGCUCUUCACCAGGGCCUUUAGCAGCUCCCAAUUCUGCCUCUCCAAGCCCAGCCAGCAGCAUCAACAGUGCUACCCUUACCAGACCUGCAGGAACGACAGGGUUGAGGAGUGGCUUGCCAAGACCUAGUGCCCCCUGCACGGGGGGCAUACCAGUGCCUCGCAGUAAACUCGCACAGCCCAUUCGCAGAUCACUGCCAGCUCCCAAAACUUACAGCAGCAUAAAAGAUGAGAGCUGGAAGGAUGGCUGCUACUGAACAGCAAAGCUACGUAACUCAGCAGGUACUCUUUCACCAGGCUAAACCACAGAUCAAUAUGCAGACUGAUUGGAAAAUACUUUGGGGGGGUUAAGACUCCCCAAAUCUCUCUGUCUUUAAUUAGCACAAGCUGGCAGAGAUUAUAAAACAGCACUUUAAUGACAUUAACAUCGGAUACUUGGUGAUCACUCAGAUCAUUUUUACGUGAAUCACGUAUCACUUCUGAAGCUCUACUUCCCUGCUUCCUAAAAUUGUUAUAAAUGCUCACAUGGCUACAACAGUCAACGUGGAUACAAGGGCAAACACCUUAAAAUGCCAAAGAAAUAGCCAUUUUGGAAAAAAAAGCAGCACAUAAAAUGUUAAGCAAAAAUAAUUCUGAAAGAUCAUAUAUUACUUGAUUUUAAAGAGCAAGGCUUUUUUUAACAUGUAAAAUAAAAAUGUUAACAUUGAUCAAAGCAAACAUUGGAUUGUAAAAUGCUAUUGGGCUCGUGAGAUGGUUUUAAACAAUUGAGGAAGAGGUGGGUGGAGAAAUUGAGUCACAACAGAACAGUUGUCUCUGGAGUCUCACUGUGGGAGUGGUAGGGGAGUCAUACCAUUUUUUAUCUUUUGCUUUUUUCCUAAAAAAAAAACCCAGGCCUUUGAGACUUAAUAAGCAUAGGUUGCAUUCUUUUACGUUGACUUGUCAUAUCAGGUUUUGUAUAAUAUUAUGAUUGCCAAAAGGGCUCCUUGUCAGUUGUACAAUCCUAAAACUAGCUGUUCCUGGCUCAGGAAAAUAGCCUUUGUUUUUGCAGCCACGUUUUUAAAUGCAUGAGUCCUUUUUAGAGCAAGCUUCCUGGAAGAAGAAAGGUGGAGUAUUGAUUAAGAAAUAUCGCCACAUGCUUAAUGCCUGGAACGCAACUGAACAUGCCUAUAGUUAACAUGAAGAAAAGACCACUAUGCACCUGUAGCCCAGAGAUUCUAAGGCAGUGUUCCUCAGCCUUGGGAACUUUAAGAUGUGUGGACUUCCAACU